Otolemur garnettii (small-eared galago) is the source of this 529-nucleotide messenger RNA. RefSeq names its product histone H2A type 1-D. NCBI's taxonomy places the organism in Eukaryota, Metazoa, Chordata, Mammalia, Primates, Galagidae. The record is from RefSeq and is a predicted model, not a curated record. Gene Ontology annotation, cellular component: nucleosome. Gene Ontology annotation, molecular function: structural constituent of chromatin; DNA binding; protein heterodimerization activity. Bases 14 to 406 code for a protein of 130 amino acids. The transcript has a single exon.
UUAGUGUCGGAAGAUGUCUGGUCGCGGAAAGCAAGGCGGCAAGGCUCGCGCCAAAGCUAAGACUCGGUCUUCAAGGGCUGGCCUUCAGUUUCCGGUUGGCAGAGUGCAUCGUUUGUUGCGUAAGGGUAACUACUCCGAGCGAGUUGGAGCCGGAGCUCCGGUGUACCUGGCAGCAGUGCUGGAGUACUUGACCGCUGAAAUCUUGGAGUUGGCGGGUAACGCGGCUCGGGACAACAAGAAGACGCGUAUCAUUCCACGCCAUCUACAGCUAGCUAUCCGCAACGACGAGGAGCUCAACAAGCUGCUGGGCAAAGUUACUAUUGCGCAGGGUGGUGUUUUACCCAACAUUCAGGCUGUACUGCUCCCCAAGAAGACUGAAAGCCAUCACAAAGCCAAGGGCAAGUAAAUAUGGGAAGUUAGUGUUUUGGUCCCUAAAGUCGUCAUUUAUAACCAAAGGCUCUUUUCAGAGCCACCACGUAUUCGUUAAAAGGGCUUGCAUUUUCCCUACUUUUUUUUUUUUUUAAAUCCU